AUGAUAGGUCCUCUUUCUUCAGCAGCUUCACAAGGUGGCCGUUUUUUUUUCAUUCUUCAGGCACUCUUUCUUGCUUCCACAUCUUUUGCACGGGGUGGGGCUGUUUCAUCCUUUCUGGCCUGUUCUUAUUCUUUCCUUCCCUCGUUCCACGCGACCUUAAUCUUUAACUAUCGUUUGAAUUCCCUCCGUUCGCUCUCUCGUCUAACCCUGACACAAUAUUUUCGCAAUACCAACUUGUUAUUCUCUUUUUGUUUUUCCUCAUUCUCAAUUCUUCCGUAUCACAGGCUUUUUCUUUCUCCUUUUCCCCUCCUUCGUUGUAUUUAUAUCCUUUCUUUCAACAUUCACAUAAAACUGCUUAUUAACGACACUCCCUCAACUAAAUUUUGUCAUCCCCCACCACUCUCUCUCUUUUUCUUUCUCUCUCUUUCUCUUUUCUGUAGACUUCGCCGCAAUUUUUCUUGUCCUUUAAUUUCUAUGAGUUUGCUUUUCCUUUUUUUUCUUUUUUUAAAUCUCGGAUUGUUGACCCACAUAUCUCAAAUUCAAACGCGUGAUUGGCCUCCUUCUCCGUCUGCUCCCGUCUCUCCUUUUCUUUAA
Molecule: messenger RNA, 594 nt
Organism: Acanthosepion pharaonis
Lineage: Eukaryota; Metazoa; Mollusca; Cephalopoda; Sepiida; Sepiidae
Source: the annotation of a GenBank genome assembly